Molecule: messenger RNA, 2799 nt
Organism: Paramecium octaurelia
Lineage: Eukaryota; Ciliophora; Oligohymenophorea; Peniculida; Parameciidae
Source: the annotation of a GenBank genome assembly
AUGCUCCAAAUCUUUACAAUGUUUUUUUCUUCCUCACAAAAACACAAGAUACUUUUUUUAUUGCAGUAUAUAACUCAAAUCGAGUACUUGAAAUUCAAUAUUAUUUUUAAAAAAUAGAAAAUGAAUUCAUAAAAAAAGUAAGGUGAUGAUUUGUAUGGGAUUUUGGCUUUAUCUAAAGAUGUGGAUGAAAUAGCUUUUCCUAUCUUAAUUAUGAUUUUAAGAAGAGAGAAAAUUGAGGACUGCUUAGAAUUUCUCUCAUAAGAUUAAAAUCAUAGAAAAUACGAAGAAGUAAAAUAUUAUGUAACAGUUCAUCGCUAUUGGGAUAGGAAUGGAUGCUAAAAGUAGGAAGGAAUAACGUUAAGAAAAUAACAAAUGUUCUCAACCAAAUUAAAGAUCAUGAAUUUAAUAAAGAAAAUUAUUCUAAAAAAGAAUACAAAAAAGUGAAUUUAAACUUGAUUACAAAUAUAUCAAAUAAUAAGAAGAUAAUAGAAUUAUUGAAAUUAUUAGUUCAUCUGACUACUCUAGAUGAGAGAUACAUACAGAGUGGAUCCAAUUCUAUUUAUUUAUUAGUUUAAAUGAUGGUUGAUUUGAAGGAAUAAUCAUUUUAAAACAUUAGAAUUAGAAAUACUUCACUGGUAGGAGCAAAUUUUGUGAGAUGCGACUUGAGUAAAUCUGAAUUUGACUUUGUAAUUAUUAGUGGGAUGAAUUUGAAUGGAGCCAAAUUAUUUAAUUGUAAAUGGAGAAAUUUAGUUAUAAAUGAAGAAAUAAAAUUAAAAGGCCAUGGCGGUAUAGUUAAUUAAGUUUGCUUUUCUACAAAUGGGAAAUCAUUAGCUUCUUGCAGUAUUGAUAAAUCCAUUUGUUUAUGGGAUAUAAAAACAGGGAAAAUUAAGUUUGUAAUAAGAGGUAAGAGCGAUGGAAAAUCAAUUUGCUUUUCACCUAAUGGAAUCGCAUUAGCUUAAGGUAGGGAUAAAUUUGUAUAUAUAUGGAAUCUUAAAACAGGAAAGCAAAUAAUUAAAUUUAAUGGUCAUAUUGAUAUAAUUAAUUCAGUUUGUUUCUCUCCUGAUGGUACUAUAUUAGCAUCUGGUAGUUAGGAUAAAUCUAUACGUUUAUGGGAUGCUAAGAUAGGAUAACUAAAAGAAAAAUUAGACGGUCAUAAAUUUUCUGUACAAUCAGUCUGUUUCUCUCCUGAUUGCACAACAUUAGGGUCUGGUAGUGAAGAUAACUCAAUCCGCCUAUGGGAUACAAAAACAGGAUAAUAAAAAGCCAAAUUAGAUGGUCAUUCAAGUUGUGUUAAUUAAAUCUGUUUUUCUCUUGAUGGUACUACAUUAGCAUCUGGUAGUCUAGAUAAGUCUAUCCGUUUAUGGGAUCUUAAGGAAGGAUAAUAAAAAAUCAAAUUAGACGGUCAUUCGAGUUCUGUUAAUUCAAUCUGCUUUUCUCUUGAUGGUACUAUACUAGCAUCUGGCAGUCUAGAUAAGUCUAUCCGUUUAUGGGAUGUUAAGACAGGAUAACAAAAAGAUAAAUUGGAUAGUCAUAAAAAUUGUGUUUAAUCAGUCUGUUUCUCUCCUGAUGAUACUACAUUAGCAUCUGGUAGUGCAGAUAAGUCUAUCUGUUUAUGGUAGAUUAAGACAGGAGAAGAAAAAGCAAAAUUAGAAGGUCAUAAAAAUUGGGUCCAGUCGGUUUGUUUCUCUCCUGAUGGUACUACAUUAGCAUCUGGUAGCGCAGAUAAGUCUAUCUGUUUAUGGGAUGUUAAGACAGGACGAUAAAAAGCCAAGUUAGAUGGUCAUAUUGAUUGGGUAAAAUCAGUCUGUUUCUCUCCCGAUGGUACUACAUUAGCAUCUGGCAGUAUAGAUAAGUCUAUUUGUUUAUGGGAUAUUAAGACAGGAUAAUAAUAAGCGAAAUUAGAUGGUCAUAUUGAUUGGAUCAAGUCAAUCUGUUUCUCGUCUAAUGGUUUUACAUUAGCAUCUUGUAGUUUUGAUAAGUCUAUACGUUUAUGGGAUGUUAAGACAUGGUAUUAAAAACCCAAAUUAUAUAAUCAUGAUAAUUAGAUUUAUUCAAUCUGUUUCUCUCCUGAUAGUACUAUAUUAGCUUAUGGUACUGCAGAUAAAGCUAUUAGAUUAAUGGAUGUUAAGACAGGAUAAUAAAAAGCCAAAUUAGAUGGCCAUUUGAGUUAUGUUAAUUCAGUCUCUUUCUCUCCUGAUGGAACUACAUUAGCAUCUGGUAGCUUUGAUAAGUCUAUCCAUCUAUGGGAUGUUGAGACAGUUUAAUCAAAAGCCAGCUUAGCUGGACAUUCAAAAUCAGUCUUAUCAGUUUGUUUCUCUCCGGAUGGUACUACAUUAGCAUCUGGUAGUGCAGAUAAGUCUAUUUAUUUAUGGGAUGUUUAGACAGGAUAAUAAUUAGCCAAAUUAGAUGGUCAUGAAAAUUGGGUUUAAUCAGUCUGUUUUUCCCCUGACGGUACUACAUUAGCAUCAGGUAGUGCAGAUAAAUCUAUCCGUAUAUGGGAUGUUAAGUCAGGAUAAUAAUUCUUACCUUCAGAUAGUUAUAAAGAAAUUCUCACAUAAUUUAAAGUCUCCAUAUUUCCAAAUAGCAUUCUAUUAGAUAUUCGUAUUUUUUUAAAUAUAUCCUUUAGCUAGCUCUUAUAUUACAAUUCUUCGAAUUUCAUAAAAUCCCAUUUUCCAAGCCUAUGGAACUUUAAUUUUUAAAGGCGAGUUUGUAAAUUCUUAAGGCUUAGAUUUAAGGUCAUUAUUCAAAUCUAAAGGAGGUUGCAUUUUAUCAAGCAGUAAUGGAUUUUAAUAAAAUUGA